Bacidia gigantensis is the source of this 1419-nucleotide messenger RNA. RefSeq lists its product as uncharacterized. Lineage: Eukaryota; Fungi; Ascomycota; Lecanoromycetes; Lecanorales; Ramalinaceae. The record is from RefSeq and is a predicted model, not a curated record. The coding region runs from base 1 to 1419 and encodes 472 amino acids. The transcript is spliced from 2 exons.
AUGGUUUACGUUGCCACUCUCACCUCGAUAUUGAUCCUCUUGUUGGGGCCUUUCGCCCAACAAGCCGUCAAUAUUGUGAAUCGCCAGACUGUCGUUGCAAACGAUACGGCCGACAUACCCUUUGUGGAACAUUGGGCAGGGCCUCUGCACCAAUCGAUUUUGAAAACGGACGCCGGAGUGGAAGGAGUAGGCAUUCCCUACGCCUCGACAGACCCAGGAGUAAACAACAAUGUCCUCCGUGGGAUACUCGGUCCAGACGCUAGUCAUAGCGACGUCAAGCCAGUCUGCUUGGGCGCCAACUGUACUAUCCCCUCCUAUACGACCCUGGGUAUAUGCUCCUCCACGGAAGAUUUCAAGUCACAUAUCAUUGUACAAAAAGGGGAUGGAAGCAAUGGAGAAACAAAUUAUACGAUUGAUGAGCUGGUGGCGCAUCCACCUCUACGGGGUAGACCGUUUGACACCAGUCGAGUUCACGUUGGAAUGAGUGCCUACCCCGAUAGCAGGUCUAAAGCACAGCAAAUCUGGUCGCGACCAUACACCAACCCAGAUCCGAAAGUCUUAAGCGAGUUCUACGUAAUGUAUCCGUACAAGUCAUAUACGGAGGCCCCUAAGGACCUCCUCGCCUCAGUCGGUGCUAGUAAAGUCACACUGGAAUACUGUCUGUAUACGCUCCAAACAGAAGUUCGUAACGGUCAAACAAAUACCACAGUCAUAGACGUGAUUAUCGAGGAUCUUGACUGGCAAUGGCGCGGUAGUUCGUCAAAUCGGUCUGCAUUCACCACACACACUAUUGGUUCUAAUACGACCGAGUAUAGCGCCAGCGAGGCCAUGAAAGAUGCGUUGAAUACGUAUAUGGCAAGUGAAAUACUUUACGGCUCGUGGCUAAUGACAUCGGGGUUUGAUGCGGCGGAGUCAGAUGUCGCCUUGGCGAUCGGGAAAUCCUUAUAUCACAAUAACUCGGGAGAAUUGACCUUUGAUGGAUGGGAGGGCAUAGAUAGGCUUACGGACAAUCUUGCAAUCUCGAUAACCAAUGCGCACCACCCUCUGACAAACUCCAGUAUGCGGACCACAGCGGAUUAUAGCAACUUGGCAGUCGGCACUGUCUCCUAUACCGAGAUAUUCAUCAAAGUCAAUUUCUUCUGGCUGAUCUUACCUAUUGCCGCCGUCCUCUGGGUCCUGAUGUUCCUAGUCAUCGUGAUCAUUCAAAGCAAACGCGCAGGCAUCCCAGCUUGGAAAACAAGCCAAUUACAAGCGAUGCAGGUUCUUGAACCGGGAGUGAGGGACGGGUUGAGACUAGAUAAGGACGAAGGAGCAAAGAUGAGAGUCCGGCUCGUCACGGGAGAAGAGGGUUGGCUGUUGGGUAAGAACACGGAUGAAAGAAGUGACGAAGGUGUUGAGAUGGAUUUGUUAGGCCAAUAA